This is a messenger RNA of Staurois parvus, 1035 nucleotides long. NCBI's taxonomy places the organism in Eukaryota, Metazoa, Chordata, Amphibia, Anura, Ranidae. The record is from the annotation of a GenBank genome assembly.
AUGAUGCAGCUUUAUCAGUCACUCUUCAUGGCAAAUGGUACUUAUUUUCCUGGCUUGGAACAUCGUGUCCUUCAGGAAUCUGACAUGGUUCUCAGCAUCACUGCCAAGAGUGUCAGCGAAGCAAGAAACCUUUGGAGGAUGUCGUUUGAUAUGUCUUCAAUAUCCACCAACACCGAGCUCAAGCUAGUGGAACUCCGAGUUCUUCUUCCUUCUUUCGGAAAGGCAGGCAAUAUCACAGUGGAGAUAUACCAUUCCAAGCAUGGUCAUGACAAGCUCAUCAUGGGGUCAUUCAUGUCAAACCUUUCAGCUGCAAAAGGCAACUCGUGGAAGAUUUUUAACUUGACCAGAAUUGUCCAAUACUCCAUCCACCAUGGGGAGUCAAUGCUAAAUCCUGAUUAUGUAGCAGCAGAGGAAAUUACAGAAUGUCACACGGAAUCUGGUAAUGCUAGGGUGCAUGGACAAGUUCAACAUCAGAAUACAGAUCCAUUGUCUGCUAUGUACAUCUCUGCCGAAAAAGUGAUGCUAGUUGUGUUUGCUCGGGAAAAGACCUCUGCCAACCAUUUUGGCUUUCACAGUCUCAUAAAAACAGUGGAGUCAUCAAAGUAUGUUGCACUGGAGAAAGCUAGCAGAAUAUCAGCCAUCCGGAGACACAGAAGGAACAGGAAUGAGAACCACCAUACGCUGUUAAACAAUGUGCCUUCGAGGCCUGUAGAAAAUGGGAAACCUUUGUGCCGAAGGGUGGAUAUGGUUGUAGACUUUGGUGAAAUUGGAUGGGGAGAUUGGAUUGUCUAUCCCAAGAAGUAUAAUGCCUACAGAUGUGAGGGCGCCUGUCCAAUCCCAUUGAAUGAGACAUUCAAACCAACAAACCAUGCUUACAUGAAGAGUGUGGUGAAGCUGUACCAGCCUGAGAACGUGGAAUGCCCAGCCUGUGUCCCAGUGAGAAUGAGCCCAUUGUCCAUGCUGUAUUAUGAAGGUGGUGAUGUUGUCUUAAGGCAUCAUGAAGAAAUGAUUGUGGAAGAGUGUGGCUGCAGCUAG